AUGGCAGCAGUCGAAUCCAAGUUCGAUCCCAAGGACAUGAUGUUCCGCCACCUUGGCCCAACCGGCCUCAAAGUCUCCGUCCUCUCUCUCGGCGGCUGGCUCACAUACGGCGGCACACAGAAGGGAAACAUCGUGAAAGACUGCCUCGAAGCAGCAUGGAACAAUGGCAUCAACUUCUUCGACACUGCUGAGGUGUACGCCAAUGGACAGUGUGAGAUUGAGAUGGGGCAGGCAUUGAAGGAGCUGGCGUGGCCCAGGGACGAGUAUGUGCUUAGCACUAAGGUCUUCUUUGGCACUGGUCGCAAGGAGCCCAAUACCCGUGGUCUGAGCCGCAAGCACGUCGUCGAAGGUCUCAAGAGCUCUUUGGCUCGCCUUCAACAACCCUACGUCGACAUCGUUCUCGCCCACAGGCCUGACGUUGGCACGCCGAUGAAGGAGAUCGUCGAGGGUUUCACCCAGACCAUCCGCAACCUGAAUCUCGCAUACUACUGGGGUACCUCCGAAUGGUCUGCCGUCCAAAUCAUGGAAGCCACCCAGAUCGCGGAGAAGUACAACCUCAUUGCUCCCAUCGCCGAGCAGCCUCAAUACAACGCCUUCCACCGCCAGCGUUUCGAGGUGGAGUAUGCGCCUCUCUUCCAGCAGUUCCAGUACGGCACCACGAUCUGGUCGCCUUUGGCAUCUGGUCUGUUGACCGGCAAGUACAACGAUGGUAUCCCCGAGGACUCGCGAUUUGCCAACAACAAGAGCUUCUUCGAGGGUACUAUCAAGGGCCUGCAGAGCGAGGAGGGCCAAGCGAAGAUUGCCAAGGUCCGUAAGCUUACGGAGAUUGCUGAGAAGCUCGGUGGCAAUGUUGCGCAGCUUGCUUUGGCAUGGUGUGUGAAGAACGAGAAUGUCAGCACGGUUAUUCUUGGUGCUACCAAGGUUGCACAAAUCGAAGACAAUGUCAAGGCCAUGAAGCUUGUGCCUCAGCUCACACCGGAGAUCAUGGCGGACAUCGAGAAGAUCCUCGACAACAAGCCAGCCGCUCCUUCGUCAUUCGGUCGUGACAGGUAG
Recurvomyces mirabilis is the source of this 1053-nucleotide messenger RNA. RefSeq lists its product as uncharacterized. The transcript is spliced from 3 exons. NCBI's taxonomy places the organism in Eukaryota, Fungi, Ascomycota, Dothideomycetes, Mycosphaerellales, Teratosphaeriaceae. The coding region runs from base 1 to 1053 and encodes 350 amino acids. The record is from RefSeq and is a predicted model, not a curated record.